This is a messenger RNA of Neohortaea acidophila, 1368 nucleotides long. RefSeq lists its product as uncharacterized. The transcript is spliced from 2 exons. The coding region runs from base 301 to 1206 and encodes 301 amino acids. NCBI's taxonomy places the organism in Eukaryota, Fungi, Ascomycota, Dothideomycetes, Mycosphaerellales, Teratosphaeriaceae. Gene Ontology annotation, cellular component: mitochondrion; cytoplasm. The record is from RefSeq and is a predicted model, not a curated record.
AUAUCCUCCGUGGCGCAAUUGGCUAGCGCGUUCGGCUGUUAAGAUGGCUAGAAACCAUUAAACUGAUACCGGAAGGUUGGUGGUUCAAGCCCACCCGGGGGAGAGAUUCUAUCUCAUUGCCAACUUUUUGCCGGAUUCGGACAUGUGAGGUUGAAAUUUGCGGGGAAGCGUGGCGUGGGCGUUAGGGUUGCCACGCGCGUUAGGGUUGCGGGCAAGCCACAUCGACUUCAGGUGUCACCACCUCGACUUCAUUUUUAUUUCCUGCAUGUAUUGACUUGCAUCCGGGGGUGGCAUUGCAAAAUGCAAUGGCCGUCCUGGGCCACACUUUGGCGGCAGAGUCCAAACCGCGAAGAUCAUGACAGCCAGGCCUCGACCACCGCCUGCAGCACACCUCCACCCUCUUCCCCCCACCCCUCCAAACCAGCAGCACUCGGGACAUGGAACAACAACCUCAACGCAACCGACUGGUCGCACUACACCACCCCGCAAACUAUCACCAUCAGCAUCCUCACCACCGCCACAACUCUCGCCUUCAUCCGCCUAUGGAAGACCUACCUCCGCCGCAUCCCCACAGUGGACUACCUCAAGCCAGGCUUCUUCCGCAAACGCAACUUUUAUGGCUACGUGACGCGCGUAGGCGAUGGGGACAAUUUCCACUUCUUCCAUACCCCGGGUGGGCGAUGGAUGGGCUGGGGCUGGCUGCCCGGCCGAAAAGUGCAAGAUAUGACGAGUAAGGCGGUGAGGGGGCAGACGAUGCAUGUGCGCAUUGCGGGCGUCGAUGCACCGGAACUCGCGCACUUCGGACGCCCGGAGCAGCCAUACUCCCGCGAGGCGAUUGAGUGGCUGAAGAGCUUCAUCCUACAUCAAUACGUGCGCACGUACCCGUAUCGUCAAGAUCAGUACGGGCGCGUGGUGUGCUCCGUCUAUCGCCGACGAUGGUUCUUCUUCAAAACGGACGUGGGCUUGAACAUGUUGAAGAGAGGGCUGGCGACGGUGUACGAGGCGAAGUUCGGCAGCGAGUUUGGGAAUCGCGAGGCGGAGUACCGCGCUGCGGAGGAGGCGGCGAAGAGCCGGAAGGUGGGAAUGUGGGAGCAGCCGGGGAUUGUGGCGAGGAUGCUGGGGCAGAGAAAGAAGGAGUUGGAGAGUCCGAGGGAGUACAAGACGAGGAUGGCGGCGGAGGAGAGGGCGCAGAAGAGUCCUGGGUGAAUCAGCGUAUCUGUUGCAUGGAAAAUGUAUUAUCGCAUUGGCAUUGCAGUGUUCCAAGCCCGGCCUCGCUGUAGAAGCAGGAUUUGCAUACCAAAUGAGCGUGCAAAGACGCAUCGUUCACGGUUCACAUCAUUCGUGAUUCCACGAACGUUCGAAGCAGAU